Filobasidium floriforme is the source of this 1274-nucleotide messenger RNA. Its product is annotated as phosphomannomutase. Gene Ontology annotation, biological process: mannose metabolic process; GDP-mannose biosynthetic process; protein N-linked glycosylation. Gene Ontology annotation, molecular function: phosphomannomutase activity. Lineage: Eukaryota; Fungi; Basidiomycota; Tremellomycetes; Filobasidiales; Filobasidiaceae. The transcript is spliced from 7 exons. The record is from RefSeq and is a predicted model, not a curated record. Bases 301 to 1110 code for a protein of 269 amino acids. Gene Ontology annotation, cellular component: cytosol.
CGGCAGGUGAAGAGGGAGUGUGAGGUUCGGGGAGUGUGACACGUGUGCCUGCCUCUUUUCUCUGUGCUCCCCCCUGCCGCUGCUCCCUCUUUUUAGCUUCCACGUCGCGUUUCUGCUUCCGGAAGCAGACGGGAGGCUAGGGGUGAGGGGCAGAUAAAUACCCCUAACCUCCCAUUCUACUCCUAUCUACUCGCUGCUCGCAUCUUCAUAUUGCAACGCAACGAUUCAGCUAGCCAGACACACAUACACAUACACUCCUUUUCAGAAACCACUUCAUAGACACACUAUCGCAACAACAAAAUGUCUCUUGGAAACGACAAGGUACCCGCUGGAACCGCCGCUUGGGAGGGCAGGACCCACCCCAAGACCAUCUGCAUGUUCGAUGUCGACGGCACCCUUUCGGCUGCUAGGCAGUCCGCUAAACCCGAGAUGAUCCAGCUCCUCCAGGAUCUCCGUAAAGAAUGCGUCAUCGCCUUUGUCGGCGGUUCCGACCUCGCCAAGAUCGAGGAACAGCUCGCUGGCAACACGUCUACCAAGGCCAUCCACGCUUUCGAUUACGGGUUCGCCGAGAACGGGUUGACCGCUUACAAGAUGGGUCAAGAGUUGGCCAGCCAGAGCUUUAUCGGACAUAUCGGGGAGGAAGAGUACAAGAAGUUGGCCAGGUUCAUCUUGCACUACAUUGCUGAUCUCGACACGCCCGUCAAGAGGGGAACUUUUAUCGAGUUCCGAAACGGAAUGAUCAACGUCUCCCCUAUCGGCCGUAACGCCUCUACCCAAGAACGCAACGACUUUGAAGCGUGGGACAAGCAGAGCGGCUGCCGAGCCAAAUUUGUGGAGGUUCUCAAAAAGGAGUUUGCCCACCUCAGCUUUACCUACUCGAUCGGAGGUCAGAUCUCGUUCGACGUCUUCCCCACCGGUUGGGACAAGACUUACUCGUUGAACCACAUCGCCGAGGAAGGGUUCGAAGAGAUUCACUUCUUCGGGGACAAGACUUACAAGGGAGGAAACGACUACGAGAUCUUUUCCGACGAGAGGACUAUCGGACACACCGUCACUUCCCCGGAGGAUACUGCUAGGAUCCUGAAAGAGUUGUUCUUCACCAAGAAGUAGGCUCUACCAGCCCAGCUUCGCUAGGGCGCCAUGAUCGAUUUCUGGCCUGGAUCGUGGCCCCCGCUCCUCUCCUUUCUUCUUGCUCUUCGAAUCUGUGGUGUAAAGACAUAUAUCUCGUGAUGGACUUUUCUUUUUGUUUCCCGAUACAUGCGUUCGUCCAGUCU